UAUGGGAGGAUCUAAAUCUAAAUCUAUAAAGAAACAUACAAAAGUAGCAUUUACAGAUUAACAACUUGAAAUCCUUGAAGUAUAUUUUUGAAUUAUUGAAAUGUCAUGAUUCUAUGUGAGUAAACCAUCCUAAUCACAUAGAAAAGGAUUCCUGACAUAGAAAUGAAAGCUUACAAAAUUCCAUGAGAAUCCAGACUUUUCUGUUAAAUAAUAUAAUUGAAUGAGAGAAAGAUGAAAGAAUUAAUAAAUCUAUUAUACUAAUUUUGUCAUCACAUGUAAUUUAUAUGUUAAGUGGAACUCUUACUAAAAGAAUAAUAAGAAUAUUAUCUUAGUGAUUAUAAGUUUAGAGUACUUGAAACAUUUGAGUUAUUUGCUUUAAUUAGUUUAGGGUAUCUUAAGAAUCAAAAAGAAUCAAUAAAUAGGUAUUAAACUAUUAUAUAUUCUAGGAAAGUCUUGCUAUUAAAGAAUUAUUGAAUAUGUAUUAUUCUAAUCAAGACAUAAAAAACAGCUGAAGAAAUAUUUAGCAGCAAGAAGUGUUGCUAUUUCUACAUUUUAAUAAAAGUCAGCUAUUCCAUUCAACUAAUUUAUAGGUUUAGUAAAAUAGUAAUUGAUUUAUGCAAAUAAAAUGUGUAAAAAAUAUUUUACAAAGAAAUUCAUUAAUCCUUAUUUAAAUUAUGCAAUUCCGAAAUUAACUUCAUCUAGUUUUAUAUUAAAUGAUUAAGUACUUGCUUUAUUGCAAAUGAGUUCACCUGAUUUUAAUGGGAUAGUUAAAUAGAUUUAAAAUUCCCAUCAUCAGUUACUAAUGAUGAUUUAGAAUAAAUUACUGAAAUCAUAAUAGUCUCAUAAUAAUCAUUAUUAUUUUUGUUUAAGAAUAGAGAAGAUGAAACAUAAAAUGAUAAAUUUUAAUAGACUGUAUUGA
Molecule: messenger RNA, 919 nt
Organism: Paramecium primaurelia
Lineage: Eukaryota; Ciliophora; Oligohymenophorea; Peniculida; Parameciidae
Source: the annotation of a GenBank genome assembly